AUGUUGCAAGCGCAGCAUCCAUAUCAGUCACAGUAUUCUCAGUUGCAAGAUAGUUGGCCUCAUGGCAACCAGCACAGUACCCAACAGGGGUCGAGUCACAACCAGCAGGGCCAGGCAAGCCAGCAACACUACACUCGCAUUGCCGUGAGCCAAAACAACGCCUCUAGGGAGAACAACAACAAUCCGCCCGCUGCUGCUUCCCUCGCCGCCAUGGGCGAACAGGGGGCUGAUCAAUCGGUCUCCGAGGACAACCGCAAAGUCCUGCAAUGGGUCGCAGAUCUGAUGGAGCCUGCUCGCAGGGAAACCGCCCUGAUGGAGCUCAGCAAGAAGCGAGAGCAGGUUCCUGAGCUUGCCUUGGUUUUGUGGCACAGCUUCGGCGUUAUGACCAGUUUGCUACAGGAGAUCAUCUCAGUCUAUCCGCUGCUCAAUCCGAGCCAGUUGACAGCGGCUGCCAGCAAUCGGGUCUGCAAUGCUCUCGCUUUGUUACAAUGUGUCGCUAGUCACAACGAGACUCGAGGCUUGUUCCUGAAUGCUCACAUCCCACUCUUUCUCUACCCGUUCCUUAACACCACUUCCAAGUCAAGGCCUUUCGAGUACCUGCGCCUGACUUCCUUGGGCGUCAUCGGUGCACUUGUCAAGAACGAGCCUUCUUCAAGCUCAUAUCCUAGUGGCAAUCCUGCUGGUCCGGGUCAGACCAACAACUCAUCGCCCACCAUCACGUUUCUCCUUACCACCGAAAUCAUACCACUUUGCCUCCGAAUAAUGGAGACAGGUAGCGAGCUGUCCAAGACAGUGGCCAUAUUCAUCGUACAAAAGAUUCUGCUGGAUGACACUGGCCUCGGAUACAUCUGCGCUACUUAUGAAAGAUUCUACGCUGUGGGCACAGUGCUGAGCAACAUGGUGGUUGGCCUGGUGGAGACCCAGACAGUGCGGCUGCUCAAACAUGUCGUCAGGUGCUUCUUGAGACUGAGCGACAACAACCGUGCUCGCCAAGCACUUCGACAAUGCCUCCCCGAACCACUACGCGACGCCACAUUCUCCGCUGUACUUCGUGACGAUGCCGCUACUAAGCGCUGCUUAGCUCAGCUAUUAAUCAAUCUGAGUGAUAGCGUCACUGAUUCCGCAAAUGACCAUUUCGACUAG
Messenger RNA from Cyphellophora attinorum, 1143 nucleotides. Its product is annotated as Cell differentiation protein rcd1. Lineage: Eukaryota; Fungi; Ascomycota; Eurotiomycetes; Chaetothyriales; Cyphellophoraceae. Gene Ontology annotation, biological process: mRNA catabolic process; negative regulation of translation. Gene Ontology annotation, cellular component: CCR4-NOT core complex; CCR4-NOT complex; P-body. The transcript has 3 exons. Bases 1 to 1143 code for a protein of 380 amino acids. The record is from RefSeq and is a predicted model, not a curated record.